CUCAGCCAAUAAGGUUCUUGUUUUUAUAGAAAGCAAGGAAUUUAGUAUCACAACACAAGUGAAAUUGUGUUCGAGGCAGGGUUACCAGUGGAUUUUAAAAAUACAAUUAGCUGAAAAGAAGACUUAAGGACAGAACAAGCUUAAUGUUUCAGAACCAUAUUCAAUAUGCAUCUGUAGUCUGGACUUUCAGCGACUGGGUCAACAAUGGGCCGUUACCUCAGCAUCAACUUAAGGUCUGUGGACAGGAGUUUGAGAUCAUACUGUAAAAUGAGAUAUCUCAUAGUUCUCUUCAGAAGGUCCCCACAUUCAGGCCAUGAAGCACUCAACCUUCGUAGAUAUUUAUUAUUAUCAAAUGAUCUUUCCAGAUUUCAACAAAGAGCUAUUUUUACACAUUUUAAUCUGUGUAAAGGCAUCUUUCUUAGGGGUUUUUCCAAAGAAGUAUACAACCUGCACAUUGUGCGAUGCUAUUCGUCCUCAGACCAGCAUGCUUUCAAGGCUCACGCUCCAAUUGGGGUCAUUGAGGACGCACAGAACAGUUUUGAGUUAGCCUCUCUGGGAGGACGCCUGGGUCAAUCUUUUUAUCGGUUGUCCAGACAUAUUAACUUUUAUUUCAAGAACAAGGAUACUGUGCCCAUAGCUGAAAAUGGCGGUAUUGUUGUCACAACUCGGACAUAUCUUGGCGUGAGACAAAAGCGUUUUCAAAGUCAGCGGGCAGCUGGAAACAUUACAUCUAAAGGCAAAGACAGAACAGAACCCAUGAAGGAAAGGAAGGAGGACUUGGAUGUUGAGGUCCAGAAUAAAUCUGGACUGCAACUUUUUCACAUCAGUUCUUUGGCGACAAGAUUUGGCGAGAGCUACAAUUACGUCGCCAGUCAUAUUAACUCCGUCUUCUCUCAGGGUGUUUCCAAAGUAGAGAAAGAUGAAAUUAUGUCUCCAACCAAAGGGUCCAACAGAAGACAGAAAAUGAGAAACAUACAUAGUAAUCGCAUCAUAACUUCCAAAAAGAGUGGAAUAAAAUCAAGUAUGGAGCAGGCAACAGUGGAACCUGACCAUGGCAACAGCUGGGAGGAUAGUUAUCGCCACUUUGCAAGACACAUCAACAGGUACUUUGGUGCAAAGGUUGCUGAUGAUGCCAGCCAUCAGAAUCCAACUAAAGCAACUCUACAGUUUAAAUCACAGAAAGACGUUAAUGAACACCUCAACAACCCUGAAACUGACUUUUUCCACAAUACCCAUAACUCAACCAAUUUUGGGGAGAAUCAUCUCCAGAUGUCAGGUCAUAUCAAUCAGUAUUUCAAGGUGUCCAGCAGGUUGGAAGACACAGACACAAAUCUCCAAAAUGCGACAAACCCGCUCAAUGCAGACAGAAAAGGGACUUUCUCCUUUAUGGACUACUUCCAUCUCCCCACAAAAGCCAUACCUGACCUGCUGGGGGCUUACUGGAACCAGGACCGUCCGUCCAUGACCAGAAAGCCUGCCAUGACAUCGCCAGGAGCCGGGUUGAAUGAAAAACCUGUUGUAAGCCACAAGCAGGCAGAAGAACUAAUACAUGGGUUGAUCCAAGGCCUGAGGCAGGCUUCCUCUGCAGAGGCCCUGACAACCUGUGUGGAGGCGCUGAAUGACCACCUGAUCCACCACCCAUCAUGCAAAGCUUUAAUGUGGAAGGAAAAAACAGCCGUUACAUUACUGAGACAGCGGCGAGUCUAUGGGAACAACCAGGUUCUUCAGAGUGCCAUAAGAGAAGCUUUGGCUCUUAUUGGCUAUGUUGACCCGGUCAAAGGGCGUGGCAUCAGAGUGCUUUCUAUUGAUGGUGGCGGCACAAGAGGUGUGGUGCCUCUGCAGGUAUUAAAAUUACUGGAAGCAGAGACAGGAAAGAAGGUCCAUCAGCUGUUUGACUACAUUUGUGGGGUCAGCACAGGUGCUGUGUUGGCCUUCAUGCUCGGCCUGACUCAUUUUUCCCUGGAGGAGUGCGCUGACAUGUAUCGCCGCUUUGGCUCGGAAGUAUUCCGUCAAAACCGUUUGGUUGGCACGGUGAAAAUGGGCUGGAAUCACUCUUACUAUAACACAAAGACUUGGGAAACCAUACUAAGAGAGAAGCUUGGUGAUAGAGUGCUCAUCAAAACAGCCAGUGAUGAGUUGAGUCCCAAGGUUUCAGCUGUCAGCGCAGUGGUCAACUGGGGCAACAGUCCAAAAGCCUUCGUCUUCUGCAAUUACAACCAUAAACCAGGAUCUCUGAGCCGCUAUCCAGGAGGUUCUGGCUACCCCAUGUGGCAGGCAGUGCGAGCGUCUUCAGCCGCUCCGGGAUACUUUCAGGAAUUCCCCCUGCAAAGUGAUAUCCACCAGGAUGGAGGUAUUAUCAUGAACAACCCCUGCGCCUUAGCUGUACAUGAGAGCAGACUAUUGUGGCCCCGUCACCCAUUCCAGUGUGUGCUGUCCCUUGGCACCGGUCGCUAUGACAACCCUAAGAGAGGCCCUACAACUUCCACCAGUCUGAGGGCUAAAAUCAGUAACCUGAUUAGCAGUGCAACCGACACUGAAGGCGUCCACACACUUUUAGAUGACCUGCUCCCCCGCGAUGUCUAUUUCCGCUUCAACCCCAUGCUGAGUGCUGAGGUGACCCUAGACGAGAGCCGGCCGGGGGCCCUGGACCAGCUGGAGAGAGACACCCAGGUCUACCUCGAGAGAAACCGGCUAAAACUGGCUCGGCUCUGUUUGGUGCUCGGGGCAGAGCGAUCGGCUGUUGGCAGAACCAAGGACUGGUUCAGUGAGUGGACCUGGGUGAUGAAGCAGAGAUGGAUGUAAGGUUGUGUUCACCCUUGUCAAGUUUGGUUCGGUCAAAAAUGCUCUGCUGGUACAGAUCAUUUGGUCAAGUGGGAACCUCGGGGUGAACAAACAAGCUGACUAAAAUUGUUUGAGAGAUGUAUCUCAGUCCAGUUCAUUUGUGAAUGGUGGUAUAUGGUACAUGUAUGUGUAUGUAUACUUGUAUGUAUAUGUAUACAUGUUUAUAUGUAUGUAUGUAUAUAUACGUACAUAUUUAUGUACGUAUAUAUACAUAUGUAUCCAUAUGUAUGUAUGUGUAUACAUGUAUGUUAAUAUGUAUAUAUGUUUGUAUAUAUAUUUAUAUAUACUGUAUAUAGAAACAUACAUAUAUGUUAGCAAUGCCACGUUAUGUUAACAGUCAUGUAUUCUUAAACAAAAGCUUUCCACGAUGAAAUGAUUUUCAGGAAGUGCUUGAUGAUGGGUCGUGGUUCUACAUGAGUUGGCUAACACCUGGCAUACCCUAGAGCAUUGGUGUCAAGGUCAAAUUAUCUAUGGCCCCCGGUAUGAUAUUUGAUUAGUAUUAAAUUCGGCACGCAGGCCACGCACCAAUACUCCAUCAGUGUUGGCGCUAGGAAUUUUCAAGAUAAAAGGGGUCCCACAGUCAAUUUUUGGGGUCCCACCUUUUUGUAACCGUUUUGAAAACAAAUUAUAAAUGUAUGCAUUAUCCUGGGAUAUCUCGCAUUCUAUAUUGUGUUUUGGGAAAAAGGUUGUCCUAAACGCUACUUAAUUCAUUACGAAAAUAAUACAAAAGAAAACAAAUUUGCAGACACUAGUGAUUUAGGGCUAUAUAAGUAAACAUUGAUUGAUUGAUUGAUGCAUAUGUACACUUAUUUAGUUUAAAAACAUUCAUUCACUUUCUUCUUUCCUUCAUGGAUCUAAACUUUACUGCUGUCUGUAUUUUUUUCGAUAUUUUUAUUGUAAUAUUUUCAGAAUGUGUUUGUUCUAUUUUUAGCUAAAGUAAGACAAGGAAAACAAUCGGAAGUUGUCUUUAUUUUUUUAUUUUAAUGCCAUGAUUUUGAUAGACCGCCCUGCGUGUGCACAGAUAGAAUGAGUUUGACACUCCUGACAGUUUGCAUAUACAAUUAAAAAAUAUUACACAUCAAUUGGGCUUCACGGUCGCAGAGGGGUUAGUGCGUCUGCCUCACAAUACGAAGGUCCUGCAGUCCUGGGUUCAAAUCCAGGCUCGGGAUCUUUCUGUGUGGAGUUUGCAUGUUCCCCCCGUGAAUGCGUGGGUUCCCUCCGGGUACUCCGGCUUCCUCCCACUUCCAAAGACAUGCACCUGGGGAUAAGUUGAUUGGCAACACUAAAUUGGCCCUAGUGUGUGAAUGUGAGUGUGAAUGUUGUCUGUCUAUCUGUGUUGGCCCUGCGAUGAGGUGGCGACUUGUCCAGGGUGUACCCCGCCUUCCGCCCGAUUGUAGCUGAGAUAGGCGCCAGCGUCCCCCGCAACCCCGAAAGGGAAUACGCGGUAGAAAAUGGAUGGAUGGAUGGAUACACAUCAAUUUAUAUUCACGUAUAAUUAUUAGGGCUGUCAAAAUUAAGAAGUUAACUCAUGUGAUAGCCCAAAAAUACAGUGUUUAUGUUGAUUUAAAAAAGAUUAACAUUAAAAAUAUUUAUGCAAGUGAGUAAUAACCUUUGAUUAAUUAUAAUAAAGCUGAAUUAAAAAGUGUUUAAUUAAAAAACAGUAAUAGUUAUGCACAGAUGUAUACAGUAUAUUGUGCAAUUGUAAACAUAUGAUGUUCUUUUAUUUCACUUGUUAAGCAAGUUCAGAAGAAACCAUGUGCAUCAUGCAAACACACAGAAUGGGUAUAGGUCAUGAAACUUCCCAAUAAAGUCACAGUUUUGAUUAAAAUACCAGUGUCAACGCAAAGCGAAAUUGAGCAACGUGACCAAGUAUGUUUUGGUUGGUCCAGACCACAAAAGUGAACAUAGUCUAAGAUGGUUUGAAUAGUCAAGCCUCACUUGAUAGAACUGAUAACCUCCUAUAUAUUUAAAAUUCAAUUAUUACAUUUAUGGGUCAUUUUUGUAAACAAACAAAAUGAUAUAGCGCUUACACAUGGUUAGUUUUAUUAAAUUUUUGGUAAUAAUGGUACUGAGCCUUUAGUAUUACCUACUUGUAUUUAAUACACCGUAUCAUUAGGACAAUUCAUUUUGUCUCAAAAAUAUAUUCUUACAAAAUUACAAUAACAUUACGUUGGUGUUUUGUCCUUAUCAUCUAGUAUCCCUUUUAACUUGUUUCUGUUAGUAUCUACUUUAGUUUUAGCAAUUGUUUAAACAACUAACAAUUAAGAGACUUGUUUUUUUGUACGACUCGAAGCAGAAAUGUGUGAGAAAAGCAUGUUUACGCACUUUAUUUUGGGAAGAAAAAAAUACAGCCAUAUAGUUAUUAACCAGGCAUUCAAAUGUUCCAACUCCUAUAUAUCCGUGGAUUUUUUUUAUAAUGUUGUGAUAUUUGUUAUCAAGAAUAAAUCCAUAUUUAUUUCAAAUUG
This is a messenger RNA of Nerophis ophidion (straightnose pipefish), 5306 nucleotides long. RefSeq names its product calcium-independent phospholipase A2-gamma-like. Bases 205 to 2802 code for a protein of 865 amino acids. Gene Ontology annotation, biological process: arachidonate metabolic process. The transcript is spliced from 9 exons. Gene Ontology annotation, cellular component: membrane. The record is from RefSeq and is a predicted model, not a curated record. Lineage: Eukaryota; Metazoa; Chordata; Actinopteri; Syngnathiformes; Syngnathidae.